CAAUACAAGCGCGUACCGGUAACCAUAGUCGACAGAACAGAACGAAACGAAAACAGAAACCGAAGAAGAAGAAGAAGAAGAAGAAGAAGAAGAAGUCAAUGGAGGAUUUAUGGAAGAGAGCAAAAUCCUUCGCAGAAGAAGCGGCUAAGAAAUCCCAAACCUUAACCUCCACCUCCACACUCUCCGAAUUGGUCUCCGAAACUGCCAAAAAAUCCAAGGAGCUCGCCGCUGAGGCCUCCAAGACUGCCGAUCUCAUCAAAACCGCCGCCAUCAAGCAAGCCGAUCAACUCAAAUCACUCAAUGUCUCCGACAUUAUCCCUCCUCAACUCUCUUCCAUUUCCAUUCCUAAUUUCUCUGUUCCUUCUCAUCCUUCUCAGUCUGAGCUUGAAAAGUUUGGCCUCAACAACGAUCUGAGAGAUUUUGUUAGAGGAUUUACUCCCACUACUUUCCAGAACUUUCCGAUCCAAGACGAACCGGAUGCGUCGGACGUUGCGGUUACGUCCUCGAAUGUGCGUAAGGAUCUGACGGAAUGGCAAGAAAAGCACGCCACGUUGGUUCUCACCAAUGUCAAGGAAAUUUCAAGAUUAAGAUAUGAACUAUGUCCAAGAAUUAUGAAAGAAAGGAUAUUCUGGAGGAUAUAUUUUACACUUGUCAGCAGUCAUGUUGCUCCAUACGAGAAAAAAUACAUGGAAGAGAUUAAGCUGAAGUCUGAAGAACAAAGAAAAGCCGAUGAAGCCAAGCAAACUCCGUUGGUUGGAGCCUCUGAAAAAGCUGAAGGGCCGGAAAAGAACCCGAAGGGUAUAGCUUCCAAAUCGUCGUCUGCUGAACAAGACUUGGAUACUUUUCUUUUGGGAGAUCUCGAGGACAGUGACGCUGAACGUGCAGAUGAUGGCAACGAAAGCUUCGAUGAUGACUUCGACAAGAUCGAAAACUCGGAUGUCGAUGAAGACAAUUCCAAGGUAAAAGCCACAAGCAGUUAGAAUGUGAAGUACAAGAAGAAGAAGAUGGGGUUUUUAAUAGGAUCGUGGCCUUGGCUUAUAGACAAAAAGAAUGGGCUGUUGAGAAGAAAGUGAAGGUGAAUACUAAUACCAUAUCGAAGUACGGCAGUGCAGGCUUUUUCAUAACCAAAAAUACCAAAAAUAAGAGUGAAGAAGAAGAAGAAGAAGAUUGUUGUUUGUAGAGAAAUAUCCGUAAGUUUUUGCACCUUAUCGAUUCUAUUCAAUUGUAUAAACAACGCUGCCAUUGAUAAACAACUGACUCUCUAUAUAGUGUAUUGGGGAUGGCUGGUUUUCCCUUGCUCGAACUUGUACAGAAUUUACACAAUUACUUUGUCAAAUUCGAUUGUGUUUUACAUUUUUAAA
Cucumis melo (muskmelon) is the source of this 1361-nucleotide messenger RNA. RefSeq lists its product as uncharacterized. The coding region runs from base 99 to 980 and encodes 293 amino acids. Lineage: Eukaryota; Viridiplantae; Streptophyta; Magnoliopsida; Cucurbitales; Cucurbitaceae. The transcript has 6 exons. The record is from RefSeq and is a predicted model, not a curated record.